Molecule: messenger RNA, 1191 nt
Organism: Dioszegia hungarica
Lineage: Eukaryota; Fungi; Basidiomycota; Tremellomycetes; Tremellales; Bulleribasidiaceae
Product: putative uracil DNA N-glycosylase
Exons: 8
Coding region: 1-1191 (396 amino acids)
Biological process (GO): base-excision repair; base-excision repair, AP site formation via deaminated base removal
Cellular component (GO): nucleus; mitochondrion
Molecular function (GO): uracil DNA N-glycosylase activity
Source: RefSeq, a predicted model, not a curated record
AUGCCGCCCCAAGCAGCCCGCAGCAUUACUUCUUACUUUAACAAGACGCCCUCCAAAGUAGCCGCAACUACCGCGGCAGCAUCUUCAGGAACCGCCAAAGCCUCAUCACCUCCACCUCCUCUCGCGUCCUUCUCAGUAUCGGCCGCUGCGGCCCCCUCGUCGCCAUUGACAGAUGUCAAGUCUUCGCCUUCCGUUCCGGGAUCAGCUGGUACGAAGCGAGGCCUGCUUUCGGACGCGGCACGCCAGGCUAUCCGGGAUGGACUGAAGCAGGCUGCUCCAGCCGAUCCGGAAGCUGAACCAGCUAGCAAGCGGAUCAAGCUGGAUCCGAAACCUACAACGUUGAAAACCGCAGAUGUCUUCACCAAAGCCGCCAGCCUCAAGUCCGCCAAGGUCCACCUACCGCGCGCAGAGUCCAGAGAGGAGCUCCGGAAGGCGCUGGCAGAACACCCGGAUAAGCUUGCUCUAUUAAUUACAGAGCUGGAUACGAUGGGCGAGGACUGGCUGCUUGCGCUCCAGGAGGAGCUGAUCAAGCCUUACUUCACCUCGUUGAAAGAGUUUGUCACCGCUGAACAAGCAAAGAAGAAGGUCUUCCCGCCCGCGGACGAGAUAUACUCUUGGUCGACCUUGUGUCCACUCAAGGACGUCAAGGUGGUCAUCAUCGGCCAGGAUCCGUAUCAUGGCUUAGCUUUCUCAGUCCGCAAAGGCGUCAGAAUCCCUCCUUCUCUUCGAAACAUCUACAAGGAGCUGGGAGAUGCGAUCCCAGGGUUCGUGAUACCAAAGCAUGGCGACCUGACAGAAUGGGCAAAGCAUGGCGUCUUGCUGCUCAACACCUCGCUCACCGUCCGCGCACACGAGGCCGGCUCACACAGCAAGAAAGGCUGGGAAGAGUUCACCGCGGCUGUCCUUCGUGUCGUCACCUCCCGACUUUCGCCCGUAGGCGGGGAGCACCUGGCAGGCGCGAACGGGGUCUGCUUUAUGGCGUGGGGGGCGCACGCGCAAAAAAUGUGCGCCGGGGUGGAUACGAAGAAACACCUGGUCUUGAAGUCUGUACAUCCUAGUCCGCUCUCGGCGUCGAGAGGCUUCUUUGGGAAUGGUAAUUUCGUCAGGGCAAACGAGUGGCUGCGGGAGCGGUACGGCCCAGACGGCGGGAUAGACUGGGCGAGUCUCGGCGCAGGGGGAGACAAGGCAUGA